Molecule: messenger RNA, 5476 nt
Organism: Castor canadensis (American beaver)
Lineage: Eukaryota; Metazoa; Chordata; Mammalia; Rodentia; Castoridae
Source: RefSeq, a predicted model, not a curated record
UCUCCUUGUUUAGUGCUCCAGUGUCAGGAGAGCUCUGACAAGAACUGCAAAUGGGCAGCUCUGAGCCCACUCCUGGGCUCUAAGCCCACCUUCUGCAUUGCAUCUCCCCUACCUCAGCACUGUGGCUAAAGGUUGAUGCCAGGAUUCCUACUUCCCAGAGAUGGAAGAACCUGAGGAACACAGAACAAUGCUUUGGGGGGUUACAAAACUGGAUUCUGAGCACAAAAUAGUAGUUGUGCACCAGGCAGAAAACUAUUCCAGUGAGAGUCUUAUACUGGGAGAUGGUAGGGGUCAAGGCACAGGGAGACCACUUCCCUCUGCCUGCCUCAUGCCUUUCACCACCCACCUCCCAUAAACAUCCUUAAGACUCCCUUGCAUGGGUCAGAGAUGGCUGGAGGAGCUCAGCAUCAGCUAGCCUACCACUUGGAUCUACUGAAAAAGGAGGAGUUGACAGAGUUCCAGCUUCGGCUGCCCAACAAUGCACUCUCUAAGAGCUCUUCCAGUGCCAUGCCAGCUCAGCCAGAGAAGUCGAAUGGCAUGGAGGUGGCCUCGUGCCUGGUGGCUCAGUAUGGGUAUCAGCAGGCCUGGGACGUGGCGCUCCAAACAUUGGAGAAGAUGGGCCUGAGGAUGCCGCGUGCCCAGGUCCAGACAGAGGAAGCCUUGAUGUCAAGUCUCUCUCCACUCAUUGCUUCCCCAAGCAUACCCAGCACAGUGUCCCCCAGCUGGCCCACCUCCACAGCAGUGCUGAACUCUGGGAGCCUUGAGUCCCUGGGACACCAACAGGACUCAGACAGAAUUUUGACAAGGCUGCCUGGUGUGUCUGGAAACAGCUGGAAGAAAGGAGGCAGAAAAAGAUCCAAGAAUCAGAAGACACAGAAGACCUGCCCCACACAUUCCUGGAAAAAUGAGUAUUUGCAACAAAAAUUCACACAGUUGCUACUCCUACAAAAACCUCUUCCCAGAGGCCUGGAGCCCCAGAUCUGGGAAAGCUGCCAUCAGGAUGAAGUGCAGGAACGUGGACAUCUGAUUGAGAUCCAAGACAUGUUUGACCCCAGCCCUGGUACCCAGGAAGAACCUCAGAUAGUCGUACUGCAUGGGACUGCUGGAAUUGGGAAGUCAACACUGGCCAGGCAGGUGAGGGGAGCCUGGGAGGAAGGCCAGCUGUACAGGGACCGCUUCCAGCAUGUCUUCUACUUCAGCUGCAGAGAGCUGGAUCGGUGUGGGGUGUUGAGUCUGGCUGAGCUCAUUGCAAAAGACUGGGCAGCCCCUGAAGCUCCCAUUGGCCAGAUCCUGUCUCAGUCCAAGCAGCUGCUCUUCAUCCUGGAUGAUGUGGAUGAGUUAAAAUGCGUCUUGAAGGAGACGUCUGAGUUCUGUCUGCACUGGAGCCAGCCACAGCCAGUGCACACACUGUUGAGCAGUUUACUGUGGAAAUCCUUGCUCCCUGAGGCUUCAUUGAUGAUCAUAGCUCGGACCACAGCACUGAAGAAGCUCAUUCCUUUGAAGAAGCCACGUUGGGUGGAAGUCCUGGGCUUCUCUGAGUCCAGCAGGAAGGAAUAUUUCUACAAAUAUUUCCCAGAGGAAGGCCAAGCAAGUAGAGCCUUUAGCUUGGUUGAAUCAAACCCAGCACUCCUGACCCUGGGUCUCGUGCCCUGGGUGUCCUGGCUGAUCUGUGCUUGUCUGAAGCAGCAGAUGGAGCGGGGACAAGAGCUCCUGCCUACCUUUCAGACCACCACGGCCCUCUGUCUGCACUACUUUGCACAAGCUCUCCCAGCUAAACUCCUGAAGACCCAGCUCAGGGUUAUCUGCUCUCUGGCUGCUAAGGCCAUCAGGAGAAAAAAGACCCUAUUUAGAGAAGGUGGCCUCAGGAAGCACAGGUUAGACAGAGCCAUUAAAACCAUUUUCUUGAAGAUGGGCAUUCUUCAAAAGCACUGCGACUCUUCUAGUUACUGCUUUACUGACCCCUGUUUCCAGGAGUUCUUUGCUGCAAUGUUCUGUGUAUUGGGGGAUAAGGAGGAAAAAAGUGAACAUCCUAGCCUUUACAAAGGUGUGGAAAAGUUGCAAAAAGUGCUCAGAAAGAAUGGUCUGCUGGGAACACUUACGAGACGCUUCUUAUUUGGACUUUUAAGUGAGCAGGGGAUGAGAGCCAUGGAUAACAUCUUCACCUGCCAGCUGCUUCCAGAGAGGAAAUCAGAGCUGCUACAGUGGGCACAAGCAGAAGCUUUGCUCCUGCUGCCAUAUUCUCUGGAGUGGUUCCACUGUCUGUAUGAGAUUCAGGAUGAGGAGUUCGUGGCCCAGGCUAUGGUACAUUUCCGAGGAACAAAGAUAUUUGUCCAGACAGACGUGGAGCUCCUGGUGGUCACUUUCUGCAUUAAAUUCUGCAGCCAUGUGAAGAGGCUUCAACUGAAUAAGGGUGAACAGCAGGGACAAGCUGCUACCCCUGGGGUAGUUCUGUCCACAUGGGCUCCAAUCACCAGUGCCUCUUGGCAGGUUCUCUUCUCCACUCUCAGGGACAGCAGAAGGCUGAAGGAGCUGGACCUAAGUGGAAAUCUGCUGAGUUGUUCUUCAGUGCGGAGUCUUUGUGAGACACUGAGACACCCAAGCUGCCAUCUGGAGACCUUGCAGCUAGUGGGCUGUGGCCUCACACCAAGCUGCUGCCAGGACCUGGCCUCUGUGCUCAGUGUCAGCCCCAGACUGACUGAGCUUGACUUACAGCAGAACGACCUGGGCGACCAUGGCGUGAGGCUGCUCUAUGGAGGACUCAGGCAUCCCACCUGCCACCUCAAGUUCCUGUGGCUGGACCAGGCUCCUCUGAGUAAGCAGGUGAGAGAGGAGCUGAAGGCCUUGGAGGAAGAGAGACCUCAGCUGCUUAUCUCCAGCAGACGGAAGCCAGGUGUGAUGAUCCAGACUGAAGGCCCAGAAGGAGGAGAGAUGGAUAAGAUCAGGACCUCACUCAAAUGGCAGAGACAACAUUCAGAAGGAAAUGCCCCACAAGCAUCACAGGUGGAACCUCUCCAUGUGUCUUCUCCUUCCUGUCUGGGCAACCUGUACAUGGAGCCUCUGGGGACCGAAGAUGACUUCUGGGGCCCCAAGGGCCCUGUGGCUACUGAGACUGCUGACAAAGAGAGGAGCCUUUGCCGAGUUCACUUCCCUGAGGCCGGCUCCUACCACUGUCCCAACAUGGGUCUCAGCUUUGUGGUGAGAAGGGCAGUGACCAUUGAGAUAGAAUUCUGUGCCUGGGACCCUUUCUUGAGCAGAAAUGUCAUACAGCACAGCUGGAUGGUGGCAGGGCCUCUGUUCGACAUCAAGGCUGAGCAGGGAGCUGUGGCUGCUGUGCACCUUCCUCACUUUGUGGCCCUCCAAGAGGGGCUUGUGGACAUCUCCCUGUUCCAAGUGGCCCACUUUAAAGAGGAUGGGGUGCUCCUGGAGAAGUCAGUCCAGGUGGAGCCACAUUGCAUAGUCCUGGAAAACCCCAGCUUCUCCCCAAUGGGAGUUCUACUGAAGGUGAUACCUGCUGCCUGGCUCUUCAUCCCCAUCACCUCUACCACAUUGCUCUACUGUCACCUUGAGCCUGAGGAAAUCACCUUCCACCUCUACCUGAUCCCCAAUGACUGUACCAUUCGAAAGGCCAUCGAUGAUGAAGAAGAGAAAUUCCAGUUUGUGCGAAUACACAAGCCACCCCCUCUGGAUCCCCUUUACCUGGGCUCCCGCUAUACUGUGUCUGGUUCAGGGAAGCUAGAAAUCAUCCCCCAGGAACUGGAGCUCUCCUAUCGGAGCCCUGGAGAAUCCCAGCUCUUCUCUGAGAUCUCUGUUGGCCACUUGGGAUCAGGGAUUAGGCUGCAAAUGAAAAACAAGAAAGAUGAGACUGUAGUAUGGGAGGCCUUUCUGAAACCAGGAGACCUCAGACCUGCAACUAGUCGGGUUCCUUCAGUCCCCAAAGAUGCCUCCACCCUGCUGCACUUCGUGGACCGGCAUCGGGAGCAGCUGGUGGUACGAGUGACAUCAGUGGACCCUGUCUUGGACAAGCUGCAUGGACAGGUGCUGAGUGAAGAGCAGUACGAGAAGGUACGGGCUGAGGCCACCAUGCCAGGCAAGAUGCGAAAGUUGUUCAGCUUCAGCCGGUCCUGGGACCGGACCUGCAAAGACCAAUUCUACCAAGCCCUGAAGGAGACCCAUCCUCACCUGAUCAUGGAACUCUUGGAGAAGUGGAUGAGAAACUCAGGGGGAUCCUAACAGCUCAGUACCUGCAGUCUGAGCACUCACCUUUGAGUUCUGGUUCUGCCUGGCCUGUCUUUGGGCCUGUUUCUCCACCUAUAAACAAGUUGCCUCCUCAGUUGCCUUCCAGCUCUGGAGUUAUGGAUGACACCUCUGCUGGUCAUUAUGUGUCCAUGGUCAGGGAUAACUCACAGGCACAGGUGGACUUCUUGGCUUUCACAGGCCUUCUGUCCAAGUGGGAUGACAGCAUCUCAGGAAUGUCUAUGUAGAGCUGGCAAGUCUCCUCCAGGUCUUGCAGUGCCUGAGCUGUGGCCACAGCAGCUAAGCCUUCAGCCCUCCCUGUUCCAUCUAGACAACAGGAUUUGGGGCAGCAUGGGUCUGUUCACUUCUGAGUAGAGGCAAUAGAAAUGGACAUCAGUCCUUGGGGAGUGUAAAUAGCUCAUGAAUAGAAGAGGAAAAAGAGUUAUUUCUCAAUUAUUCUGUCCUGUCAAGCCCAAAACUAGAGCUGCCCCAAAAGUUGUGGGUAGGGAAUUUCUAAAAGGGACUACCCCAAAAUAUACAAAAUGAGGCUUAUUGGGAUUCCAAAGAAAGAAACACUAAAUUUCAAGGUGAUCCAUCAAAAGUAUUCAAUAAGGAGACUCCUUAUAGUGGUAUCAGCAUCCUGCAAAUGGACAGCAGAAAGGAGAUGUUCUACCUAGGUAUGUCCACAAGAGAGGAUUGGCUUAUGGAGUUUAUAUGACUGUUUGUGAAAUUUGGCACACAAGGUUUCUACAUGUUUAGCACCAUGUUAGAUCUUGUAGUGUUUCAACCUAAACAACUUUAUCUGUGCCUAGGUCAAGGUCAUGGCUUGGGUUCUGUCUGUUCUUCAGGGAAACAUGCAGAGGACAGAAUCACAGAGCAGUCAAGGCUGUCUGGGUUUCUAGAUCAAGACAAGGAAAGAAGUGAAAGGGGGGAACUGUGGACCCCCCAAUUGUCCAUGUUGGAUUUGACUUUUCUGUUGGUUCAGAUGUGAGCUUUGUGAUUUGGGAGUCUAGAUGGAUUCCUGGAGCACAGAGAGUGAUGGAGAAGGAGGCUGUGGGGGGGAUGGAGUCUAGGUCUUCACUGUGCAAAGUGACUCCGUGCCCUUACUCCAGGCUUAGGUAAUUGGAACGAGUUUUCUCUCAUUCCUGUUACUACUGAACCUAACUGGGGCUAACUGGGGGUGACAGGAGAUGCAGAAAGGACAAACAAUAGAAGACAGACAUGCAGAAAGUUGGGGCCAGGU